UACUGCUAUUCAAACUUUGUGAUGUGACAAUAUGUCCCAACAGUUCAGUAUUGAUUUCUGAGGUUAUUACCAUAAAGGUGUUCUUCGAAUCGGAACCAAAGCCUUUAUCUAGCGGAUCGAAGUCGCUGUUAUGAUUAGCGGGUUUGCUAAAGUGGACGAGUAUAAUAUUGAUUAGGUAUGUGUGACGUCAUGCGGAUAUUGAAAUUUUAUUAAAUGUGAGCUGAUAUAGAUUCCAACAAAUAUGGCAUCUAGAGAUUUCAGUGUUCUGAGCUUUCUCGAACCGAACAAUCAUGCUAUUUACAAAGUUGAAUACUAUUUUUUAUAAUUAAAUUCACCAACGAUCAUGACAACGAAAAAAGAAGUAUUCUUUUCUGUGAUUUUCUAUGCACUGCAAGCAUUAGUUUCCGGGACCACGAAAAUAUGUUACAACUUUAAAAACGAGCCGCGCGAGCGCUCGUGUGCUAACGGUUGCUGUGGUACCGACUAUGAGCAGUAUUGCUGUGACAACACCCUGCCUAUAGUGGGCUCAGUACUAGGUGCCGCCGCGGUGUUUGCGAUAAUUCUGGCAGCAGGCUACUACUGCUACCGUAAGAAGAGCAAGAGUCGCCAGGCUGCGAGACAGACCGCUGUGAUUGUACGAUGCGGAUGCGCUUCGACCAAUGCCGCUAACGCAAAUAAUACACAACAAAGAGGUCCGCCACGAAUUCCGGCACCACGUGGCCCGCCGUACAGAAUCCCCAUAAACCGCGCCUCCCCGACCUCCAAUACACAUUACAACCCCGCGUUCGUCUUGGCUGACCACGUGCCGAGCGCGUUCCAAUACGACCAAAUGGCAGUUUACCCGCCCCUUGACCCAGCGGCCCCUAUGCUCCCCCCGUACGAGAUGACGUUAGCUCCGCCCCCUUAUGCAAUGCACAAGUCUGAGCCGCCUUCACGACCUCCAUCGUACAACGACUCCAUUCACCAUAUGGGGUCACAGAAGGGGCUCAAACCUGGUUCGUUAUUUUCUGAAUUGAGCGUGGUGGAGAUCAAGAAGGCGUCCGAGGCUCCGAGAGAGUGUGUGUCUACUGUGGUCUGCUACCUUAGCGAAUGCGAAAAUGGCUUGUAUAAAUUAUGCAAAUGAACGCAACCCGAAUGAAUCCGAUCCUGACUCGUGAGCGAACGUAGAUUACAUCGUGGAACGAUAUUUAGAUGCUUAAAACUUGCCAAAUGCUUGUAAUAUAACGUUUUUACAUCAAUGUUACUUGUUUUUAAGGUCUUCCUAUUGUAAUUAACCAUCGUGUGGUACUACUUGUUGUCGAAUGUUUUUAUAUAGCAUAAUACAGUAGCCGUAUGUAUUGGUGAGCGUUAUAGUGACUUUAAAGUAUGUAUUGCCAUAUAGCAGCACACGUAUUAUCAUCUUCAUAAAUGUUCCAUAAUUCGAAUAAAUGUUAAAAUGAAGACAGACAAUUUA
This is a messenger RNA of Dreissena polymorpha, 1453 nucleotides long. RefSeq lists its product as uncharacterized. The transcript has 5 exons. The coding region runs from base 344 to 1123 and encodes 259 amino acids. The record is from RefSeq and is a predicted model, not a curated record. Lineage: Eukaryota; Metazoa; Mollusca; Bivalvia; Myida; Dreissenidae.